Messenger RNA from Sinocyclocheilus rhinocerous, 960 nucleotides. Its product is annotated as chondrolectin-like. NCBI's taxonomy places the organism in Eukaryota, Metazoa, Chordata, Actinopteri, Cypriniformes, Cyprinidae. Gene Ontology annotation, cellular component: cytoplasm. The record is from RefSeq and is a predicted model, not a curated record. Bases 1 to 540 code for a protein of 179 amino acids. The transcript has 6 exons. Gene Ontology annotation, biological process: positive regulation of axonogenesis.
AUGAACAUCUGCGCCCUGUUCGAUCACCUGCAGUACAGUACAGCCCAGCCAGCCAGCCACGCAAACUGGUAUGCUGAUGAACCAUCCUGUGGAGGAGAAGCUUGCGUGGUCAUGUAUCACCAGCCUACAGCUCUCGCUGGGCCUGGUGGGCCAUAUCUUUACCAGUGGAAUGAUGACAGGUGCAAUAUGAAGCACAAUUUCAUCUGCAAGUAUGAACCAGAAAGUUACCUGGUAAAAGUGCAGAGCGACACGCCUGGAGGGCCUGAUGUUGAUCUUUCCUCAGAAGAACAAGAGGAGAGGAGAACAUCUCCUGUCGACCAGGAUGAGAACCCCCAACUUGUAAUGCCAGGGCACUCAAGUAUGCUGCUAAUCUAUGUGAUUAUCCCUACCAUCCCUUUCCUCUUGCUGAUCCUGGUAGCUUCAGGAACGUGCUGUUUCCAGAUGUUGAGCAAGAGUAAACCACGGACCAAAACGAACGUUAACCAAUCAACUCUCUGGAUCUCCAAGACGCCAAAGAUAGACAGUGGCAUGGAAGUUUAAAGAAUCAUCUCUACGAUUCAAACAGCUCCCUUUUUUCUGGCUUUGUCUUCUAUGUUGCUUGAUCAGCAACAUUCUCGCCCGGUGGUUAGUUUAGUGUGUGAUUUAAUAUACUAGCUAAAAUGUGCAGCACCGGCAGAGCAGUUACACACAUAUCGCAUUUCUGUACAUAUGUUGUGCUCUCACAAAUUACUGAAGUCUAUGAGUUUUCCGUUCACUCCCAUGACCUUCGUCUCCAUUUCAUGUUUCUAGUCAGAUAGUCUGACCUGAAUCUACUGCUGCUUAUGGAGGGUGAAUACUAAUUGGCACCAAACACAGUGAGCAAUUAAAUUACUGUAAUUAAAGCAAGUACAAGUGGGAACCACAUAAAAAGAGGAAUUAAGACAUAGGCGGAGCGUGGCCACGGGGACUUGGGGCAAAAAU